This is a messenger RNA of Lindgomyces ingoldianus, 210 nucleotides long. RefSeq lists its product as uncharacterized. The annotation marks the transcript as partial. The record is from RefSeq and is a predicted model, not a curated record. The transcript has a single exon. NCBI's taxonomy places the organism in Eukaryota, Fungi, Ascomycota, Dothideomycetes, Pleosporales, Lindgomycetaceae.
GACCGAACCACCUUCGUCACCUCGAAUCCAGAAAAGAUCCUUCAGACUUCGACCAUGGCCCUUUGGGCACAAUCGACUUCCGGUCAAAAGGCAGUCAACCUAGGAUUGCCCUCCAUCAAGACCUGGCUUAAGAACCUUGCCACAAGCGGUCCCGGUCCGGCAGAGGAGUACUAUGGCAUCAGAUAUAAGUUCGUUAAACGUAAGUCUCGC